Maniola jurtina (meadow brown) is the source of this 4604-nucleotide messenger RNA. It is a transcript of the gene Tmc, whose product is annotated as transmembrane channel-like protein. Gene Ontology annotation, cellular component: plasma membrane. The coding region runs from base 400 to 4572 and encodes 1390 amino acids. Gene Ontology annotation, molecular function: mechanosensitive monoatomic ion channel activity. The transcript has 13 exons. The record is from RefSeq and is a predicted model, not a curated record. NCBI's taxonomy places the organism in Eukaryota, Metazoa, Arthropoda, Insecta, Lepidoptera, Nymphalidae.
UAUUCAGGAGGACAGAUCAGUCCAUUAGUUUAGGUAAAUUUAAAUGCAGACACAAAAUAGCUUAUUAUGCUAACUUCAUGAAAAUAAUAGUAGCCUUUCAAAUUCAAGUUAUAUUGUGUGAAGUGAUCCUAAUAUUAUGCUGUAUUUAAGCAAGGUGCUACGCAAAACACCUGAACGAUGCCAUAAAUCGUUUAAUUAAUUGUUCAGUCCGACCCUGCUUUCAUCCACGAUACACAACAGUCCGCUGGUUCGCCUCAGGUCGAGGACUAGUAUCAAACGUCCGCCAAUAUAUAAAAUUUCGUAUUUAUUUCGUUUGUCUAGGGUUCCUAUGACAAGCCGCCGUCCUCACCACAGCCGUCCGUGGACCGUUUAUCAGUGACGUGGGCCGAUCCUGGCAGUAUGGCGUCUUCUGGAGUCAACCUCUUCCACUUGCCUUCUGAAGUACCUACUAACAAUGAAGUCAAGUUUUCUCCGUCCACAGGAGAUGGUUCUGAAGACGAAGAUUAUUCUGCAAGUCUCAGUGCUGUGCUACGCCAGCGUCGAGCGAGCGUUCGGCGCUCUCGUAAGGGCCGGACCAGAAGACCUUCUUCCCCGUUCUUGGCCGACGAGAUGCGCCCCAGGCGACGUUCCUCUGUCUUUACUACUAGUUCCGGCGACACUGCAAUUUCUAUUGAUGAUCAGCCAAUAGUGACCCAAGAACAAAUAUUUGAAAACAUUCAUCUUCAUAAAGAAGUUCUAGGAUCUGUUAAGCAACAACCGCUUGGAAUGAGAAGAAAGUUAAAAAUUGUACACCAGGCUAAAGGCUACAUUAAACGACAUGAAGGACAAUUGCAAGAAAGACUUGCGCAAUCUAAAAGUACAAGAGACAUUUACGCAAGGUUCAAUAUUCUCUUGGCAACGAAAUGGCAACAACUAAAACGAGAAGCAGCCAACACCUCCAAUUUGCUGAUACCCUGGGAGUUAAGAAUCAAAGAAAUCGAAUCUCACUUUGGCUCUGUCGUGGCUUCAUAUUUUACUUUUCUAAGAUGGCUAUUUUGGGUCAACUUGGUAAUCGGAUUCAUACUUCUUGUGUUCGUCAUUAUUCCUGAGUACCUGACAGAAAAUCCUUCGCAAGACGGCGAAAGAAAAAUAAUAAUGGAAGAUGAACGGCGAAACGCUACAAAUCUUCUAACUCUCUGGGAGUUCGAGGGCGCUCUCAAAUACUCUGCUAUUUUCUACGGGUAUUAUAGCAACGUCGAACGGCCGGAGUACAGAAUGCCUCUAGCGUACUUUCUAACAGGAUUAGUCGUAUAUAUUUAUAGCUUCGUCGCAAUUCUAAGGAAGAUGGCAGAAAAUUCACGAAUGUCUAAACUUUCCGAAAAAGAAGAUGAAUGUAUAUUUUCAUGGAAACUUUUUACUGGCUGGGACUUUAUGAUCGGCAAUGCUGAAACGGCCCAUAAUCGCAUAGCAUCUGUCACUUUGGGGUUUAAAGAAGCAUUGUUGGAAGAAGCAGAGAAAAAGAAAAAUUUAAGAAAUUGGCGCAUUAUUUCUUUGCGAGCCGUGGUAAACGUCUGCGUAAUAAUUUUACUAGUGGUAUCGGCGUAUGCAGUAGUCACUGUCGUAUCUAGAUCUGAUGAUAGUCCUAAAAUUAGAAGCUGGUGGCGCGAGAAUGAAACAACCAUUGUGGUUACCGUGAUUUCAAUAACAUUUCCUGUUUUCUUUGAACUUCUGGGAUUCCUAGAACAUUAUCAUCCAAGAAAGCAACUACGAUUGCAACUUGCUAGAAUAAUGUUGUUAAAUUUACUGAACCUGUAUUCGUUAAUAUUCGCUUUGUUCAGUAAAAUCGAAGGCAUGAGUAAAGAUCUAGUUUCAUUACAACCAGAAUUGAAGAUGAACGCUACUAAUUUUUCUGAUGUUACGCAUGAUAUAAAGGAUUCUUUAAUAAAAAGUUUACCAACAUCAUGUUUAGAAACUGCUGUUCCGUGCUUGCCAUGCGAAAUGUUCACGAUGCCAGUACAAUUGACUCAAAAUAGAUUUUUUUCAAUAAGUAAUGGUCAGCCGUCGCCUGUAAGUGAUACAAGUAAAUCUAUUGGCACUGUGUUUGCGAAUUUGGAAACAAAAAAAAGCAAUAAAAAAAGAAAUCUGAUAUAUGAAUCAAGACCUGAAAAUUUCAAAAUUAAUAAUACAGAUGAAGCAUUUUUAAAAGAAAUUGAAAAAAUUAAAAACUUAAGCAAAUUAUCCGCAAAGGAAGAUUAUGUCGAUGCUACAACCGAUAUGAACGAUGGUGAAUCAUACGAUAUUAAUUACGACAUAUUCGUAUCAACUGAUUCAGAAUCUAUAUCAGAAAGUGAUAUAAAUUUUAUAUUAAAAUAUUAUACGUCAAACCCCCUUCACUCUUCUACAAACAGUAACUCAGAAAUAACAACUGAUCAGCCAUCCAGCACAGAAUCCAGUACAGAUUAUUCUAGUUCUGUAACUGAUCAAACAUUAACUGUAAGCACUUUCGAUUCAGAUGUCAGUUCUUUUACGAUGAAUAGCGAUUUACCUCCAACUGCUUUCACCGAACCAAUAUUCGUUACUGACACCGGAUUGGGUUCAACAGAAACAAGCACAGCUGGUAAAUAUUCAGAUGAUACGUCACCAACACAAACAAAUCCCAUAAAUUCGACUGACUUUACGUCUGAAUUAAGCUUUACUGGUACACCUUUUGAAGAAAUAACUGAAACAACAUCUACCUUUACAGAUAAUUUAUUAGAAGGAAUAACUAUUUGUCCAAAUAUAUCAUUUAAUUGUUCUAUAACUUGCGGUGAUAAAAAUAUAACUCAAACAUUUUACAUUUCCAACUGUAAAAUUGUGCUUGCAAGAUGCUAUUUAAGGCAGUGUAAGACUUUACAAGUUGAUUUAAAAGAUUUGAAUACAAAUCAAACAAACUCUACUCUCCGGGAUAUUGUAUAUCAAGAUGCAUAUAAAAGAAAAAUGUACAACUUAACGAAAGCUACCAAGAAAAAGCUACUUAAACUAUGUUGGGAAACUAUGUUUGGCCAAGAAUUGGUAAAAUUAACAAUGAUGGAUCUAGUAUUUGUUUUAUUAGGUACGUUGUUUAUGGAUUUUUUUCGAGCUUUAUUUGUGAGAUACAUGAAUAAAUGUUGGUGUUGGGACCUAGAAAAGAAGUUCCCAGAAUAUGGAGACUUCAAAAUAGCUGAAAAUAUUUUACACCUCAUUAAUAACCAGGGAAUGGUUUGGAUGGGAAUGUUUUUUUCUCCUGGACUCGUUGUUUUAAACGUAUUUAAACUGAUGAUAAUGAUGUAUCUACGAUCUUGGGCAGUGAUGACUUGCAACGUACCUCAUGAAGUUGUUUUUAGAGUAUCCAAAAGUAAUAAUUUUUAUUUGGCAUUAUUGUUGACAAUGUUAUUUCUAUGUGUCUUGCCGGUUGGGUACACAAUCGUUUGGGUCACACCAUCUUGGCACUGUGGACCAUUUUCGGAAUACGAAAAAAUUUAUAAAAUAUUAACAAGCAAUAUAUACAAAGUCCUCCCUGAUCGUCUUAAUUUUACCUUGGAGUAUAUUACGUCACCAGCAAUAGUAAUACCACUACUUGUAUUAUUAAUACUUAUAAUAUAUUAUUUAACUUCAUUAACAAACUCACUAAGAGAGGCGAAUAAUGAUUUAAAGAUACAACUGAGAAGAGAACGAACCGAAGAGAGAAGAAAAAUGUUUCAAUUAGCAGAUACACGAAGACGAGGUGGUUCAUCAUCUAUAGAUAAUACACCUUUUGCCAGGUGGAAAAAAGCGUUGCCAUCUUUACCCAUUAGCAAAUCUAUAGAUUCUGAUGAUCGCAAAGCUACAAUCGAUGAAAAUAAGGAACCUAAGACUGUAAAAAAGAAAAGUGGAAUACUAGCAAAAAUUGUUGGCACAAUGUUAGAUCGAAAAUUUAAUGGAGAUAAUAUUCAAGACCUUACAGUGUCACAUAACAUAGACGAAGAAACAGACACUGAUUUUCAUGAAUCUCUUCCAAAAGAAGUUUUAAAAAUAAAAGAUAUCACCAUUUCUAAGAUUCCAGAAUAUAGGAAAAAAUCAAAUGUAGAAUUUAAAAAUGUUAGUAUUUCAAAGCGUAAACAUGAAGACAAUAAGCAUUGUGUAAAACCUGGAAAAUCAGAUACAAAUAGUGCAGAAAAAAAUGCUUGCAUAGAAAAGUUUAGUAAGACUAAUGUUGAUGAAGAUACAAAUACUAACACAGAAAAUAUUAAAAAACAGGAUUCCAAAUCUAGUAGCUUUUCUAGGCAAACAGAUUCAGUUGGAUCGGUAAUACCAGUGAUUACCAUCAGUACUACGGAAAGUGAUGAUGAAGUAUUACAAACCAUAGAAACGAAAGAUAAAAUCAUAGGGGAAAAAGAUGAAGUGGUCCAAAAGGAAGACGAUGAUGAAACAUACAACAAACAAGAAACUUCUAAAGUAGGCCUUAAAAGAAAUAGAAAUUGUUCGGAUUUAAAAUCUCUUCAAAGGCAAAGCAGCGUCGAUAGUAUAAAUGAAAAUAAAAGCCCUAAAGAAUAUAAAUUUGAAGAAACUGGCCACAAUUAUCAAUACUCUUUAUAAAUUUUAUAAUAAAGUUAAUUUAAGAAACUUAA